AUGACCAAUAGAGAGCUCUACGGCUUAUUCAAGAACUCUAAGUUCGCCCAGGUGGCUAAGCCAUUGAGUAAGACUUUACGGGGAAAGUCUAGCGUUCCCACGCAUCAAAUUAUUUACACUCCCCAAGCCAGUGCUCACAGAUCUAACUUUGGUAUCAAAACAACAUUACCCUCCCAAAUAGGUAGAUCCCACAUUGUAUUCAAUGAUAUCGACAAUGCUAAGAAUAUGCCCGAUGUUGAGAAGUACUCCGGACAUUUGUAUACUCGGAAGAAGUUUCAGGAAACAGGCAUUGCUGUUAAGAACUAUCUUUCUGAACAAAAUCCAUUGUUCCCAUCUGAAACCACCAAGACAAAGACAAAGAGUUCCGAUGGCACCAUUUUGGGUGGACUUAAUUUGAAUGGUAGAUCAGGAUUAGCUGAGGUCAAGAAGGUACUUGCCAGUAACUCUGCCUUAUAUUCAAAGUUUAAGUCGUGGAUCUUGAGGAACCAUCCUCAGGUAUUGGUUCUGCAAGUAUCAUCCCAGACAUUGAAGGGAUUGGUAGUUGAAUUUGUCUCGACACACCCGGAAGUCAACCCCAAAGAGUUCUCUAUGACAGAUAUGGUUAGAAACGAUAACUCCAACAUAAAAAUCCAAGGCACUGGUGGAUUUUCCUACGCUCAAAAGGGUAGAUUAGCCAACUCACCUAAUGGUAUUAAACAUGGAGUCAUUGCUCCUGGUAGAAUAGUGCAUGAAAGAGAAGCUGCUAUUGGUGGGUUGGUAGCGGGUGUUAAUGACCGAACCAUCAUGUUACAACUGAAUUUCUCCAAGAAUGUUCCUAAUGCCCACUCAAGACAAUUUGUCAGUCCUUUCAAGAUCACUGAUGUGGAAAUUGGUGAAAAUGGUAGAGUCAAGAUGUUUGCUGAUGGUGUGGCCACGGGUAAAUGGAUGCAUAAAGCUAUGAAUGGUGAUUUUGAUCGUCAAUAUGAGGCUUCAAACCCCAAGUUUGCUAGAGCAAAUGAAAGAAAUGCUGAAGACAAUGCUCAAUUACAAAACUUGUUGAACUUAAUCAACCUCAAGUAG
Lizanozyma spartinae is the source of this 1059-nucleotide messenger RNA. It is a transcript of the gene MRP51, whose product is annotated as mitochondrial 37S ribosomal protein bS1m. Gene Ontology annotation, biological process: mitochondrial translational initiation. The coding region runs from base 1 to 1059 and encodes 352 amino acids. Gene Ontology annotation, cellular component: mitochondrial small ribosomal subunit. The record is from RefSeq and is a predicted model, not a curated record. Gene Ontology annotation, molecular function: structural constituent of ribosome. The transcript has a single exon. NCBI's taxonomy places the organism in Eukaryota, Fungi, Ascomycota, Pichiomycetes, Serinales, Debaryomycetaceae.